AUGUCAAAAAAAGGCUCUAGAAAUCCUGUGAAAGAUAGAGAGAAUAAAUUUAAAUAUGAGAGAUCAGAGGGGUUAACUGAUCGUAAACUGCGUCGUAAAAUAAGAGAUAAGAAGUUGAAGGCAGGAUUACGAAGAAUUGAUGAUCAAUACAAUGAUACUGUUAAUGCAGCUGCAGCAACCGAAUAUUUAUUACCUGAAUCUGUAGGUUUCCUUGAAGCUGAAAAUGAAUUAGAAAAAACAUUCAAAGUCAAACAAGAUGAAAUCAAAGCAAGUGUAGAUAACUCUACCGCUAACAAAGCAUUAAAUUUAAAAUUAAAUGAUUUUGGUCCAUACAAUAUUGAUUAUUCUAGAAAUGGUACUCAUCUUUUGAUUUGUGGUAGAAAAGGUCAUGUUGCCUCAAUGGAUUGGAGAAAAGGUGAACUUCGUGCUGAACUGAAUCUAAAUGAAAGUUGUUUUGCAGCUGCUUAUUUGAAUAGCGAUCAAUAUUUUGCCGUUGCUCAAAAAAAAUAUACAUUUAUUUAUGACCAUGAAGGUGUCGAAUUGCAUCGUUUGAAACAGCACAUUGAAGCUAGACAUUUAGAGUACUUACCAUAUCAUUACCUACUAGCAACUGCUGGUGAAACUGGGUUUUUAAAAUAUCAAGAUGUCUCCACAGGUCAAUUAGUUUCCGAACUAAGGACCAGAUUAGGCCCAACUACAGCUAUGGCACAGAACCCAUGGAAUGCAGUUAUGCACUUAGGUCAUAGCAACGGUACAGUGACAUUAUGGUCACCAUCUAUGCCUGAACCAUUAGUAAAGCUUUUAUCUGCUAGAGGUCCUAUUAAAAGUAUUGCAGUUCAUAGAGGUGGUAAUUAUAUGGUGACAACAGGUGCCGAUAAGUCAAUGAAAAUAUGGGAUAUCAGAAACUUUAAAGAACUACAUAGUAUAGAAAAUCUGCCAUCACCGGGUUUGAAUUCUGCUAUUUCUGAUACAGGUUUAGUGGCCAUUUCACGUGGUCCUCAUGUCACUUUAUGGAAGGAUGCUUUAUCUGCAAGUCAAGCAUCGAGACCUUGUUUUGGUUCUAUGGGUGGUAAAAAGAAGAGAAAUACUCCUUAUAUGUCGCAUCUAUUUCCAGGCAAUAAAAUCGAAGGUAUGCAAUUUGUGCCAUAUGAAGAUUUAUUAGGAUUUGGUCAUAGAGAGGGUGUUACUAAUUUAAUUAUUCCAGGUUCCGGUGAAGCUAAUUAUGAUGCAUUAGAAGUUAACCCUUACGAAACAAGAAAACAAAGACAAGAACAAGAGGUAAGGAGCUUAUUAAACAAAUUACCUGCAGAUACUAUUACGUUAGAUCCAAAUGUUAUUGGUGCCGUUAAUAAGACUGCAUCUGCUGUUAGAUUGUCUGCAAAGGAUCUAGCACAAAUUACAAUUGAUAAAGAAAACAAGCUUAAAAAAGACGAGGAUAUUCCACAAGCUAAACCUGAUGUUAAGUCCAAAAACUCUGGUUUACGUGGCUUCCUACGUAAGAAGACAGCUAACGUUGUUGAUGAAAGAAAACAAAGAGUUGAAAGGAUGUUGGAGAAAGAAAAACAAUUACGUAAAAGAAAUCAACAAAUUGCCAGUGGUGAAAUUAACGAAAAUGAUAAAGAUUUGGUCACUGAAGCUUUAAAUAGAUUUGGUUAA
Tetrapisispora phaffii CBS 4417 is the source of this 1656-nucleotide messenger RNA. RefSeq names its product Utp7p (gene UTP7). Gene Ontology annotation, cellular component: nucleolus; 90S preribosome; small-subunit processome. The coding region runs from base 1 to 1656 and encodes 551 amino acids. Lineage: Eukaryota; Fungi; Ascomycota; Saccharomycetes; Saccharomycetales; Saccharomycetaceae. Gene Ontology annotation, molecular function: protein binding. The transcript has a single exon. Gene Ontology annotation, biological process: maturation of SSU-rRNA from tricistronic rRNA transcript (SSU-rRNA, 5.8S rRNA, LSU-rRNA). The record is from RefSeq and is a predicted model, not a curated record.